AUGUCUGCUACUGCGACCACGACCAUUGCGCCGUCCAAGGCAAACAUCGGAGUGUAUACGAACCCAGCACAUGACCUAUGGAUCGCCGACGCAUUGCCCAGGUCGGAGCAAAUCGAGAAGGGUGAGGACUUGAAGCCAGGAGAGAUCACAGUCGCGAUCAAGAGCACUGGUAUUUGCGGAUCAGAUGUCCACUUCUGGCACGCCGGCUGCAUAGGCCCCAUGAUCGUCGAGGGCGACCACGUCCUAGGCCACGAAUCCGCCGGCAUCGUAGUCGCGAAGCACCCAUCCGUCUCAUCCCACCAAGUCGGCGACCGCGUCGCAGUCGAGCCAAACAUCAUCUGCGGAGAAUGCGAGCCUUGCCUGACUGGCAAGUACAAUGGCUGCGUGCAAGUCGAGUUCCGAUCCACUCCCCCGAUCCCAGGUCUGCUCAGAAGAUACGUAAACCACCCGGCGGUAUGGUGUCACAAGAUCGGUGACAUGAGCUACGAAGAUGGUGCCCUGCUGGAGCCGCUCUCUGUAGCGCUAGCAGGCAUGCAAAGAGCAAACAUCACAUUGGGAGAUAGCGUGCUGGUAUGUGGUGCAGGACCAAUUGGUCUGGUUACUUUGGCAUGCGUGAAAGCUGCCGGCGCGGAACCCAUCGUCAUCACAGAUAUCGACGAGGGACGCCUGAAGUUCGCGAAAGAGUUCUGCCCAAGUGUCCGAACGCACAAAGUCGACUUCAGCCACACGCCCGAGCAAUUCGCCGAGAAAGUCGUAGAGCUGGCAGACGGCGUUGAGCCAGCGGUCGUGAUGGAGUGCACGGGUGUAGAAUCCUCGAUAUCAGGCGCCAUCCACGCGGCGAAAUUCGGCGGCAAGGUCUUCGUCAUUGGAGUGGGCCGGCCAGAGAUUAAGAUUCCGUUCAUGAGGCUGAGCACAAGGGAGGUCGACCUGCAGUUUCAGUACCGAUACGCAAACACUUGGCCGCGAGCCAUCCGGUUAUUGCGUGGGAAGGUGCUGGACUUGAGUAAGCUGGUCACGCAUAGGUUCAAGCUUGAGGAUGCGGUGGAUGCGUUCAGGGUUGCGGCGGAUCCUAAACAGGGUGGUAUAAAGGUUAUGAUUCAGAGUAUGGAAGAGGGAGAGAGGUAG
This is a messenger RNA of Fulvia fulva, 1125 nucleotides long. RefSeq names its product L-arabinitol 4-dehydrogenase. The coding region runs from base 1 to 1125 and encodes 374 amino acids. The record is from RefSeq and is a predicted model, not a curated record. The transcript is spliced from 2 exons. NCBI's taxonomy places the organism in Eukaryota, Fungi, Ascomycota, Dothideomycetes, Mycosphaerellales, Mycosphaerellaceae. Gene Ontology annotation, molecular function: L-iditol 2-dehydrogenase (NAD+) activity. Gene Ontology annotation, biological process: D-sorbitol catabolic process.